UGACGCUCUUGUGGCGCCAGUUUGUAGGAAUGACGUUUGAUGGGGCAAUGAAGCGGCUCUUCGUCGACAAUCGAAAAUUUUGCCUGACAGAGCGAAAACUUGAACAAGGAAAAGCUUUUAAGUACAACUUUUCUUGAAAUGUAUACUAUAAAAAUAUGUAGUUGUCACGUUUAUAGUUGUAGGCUGAUGUUGCUGUUGCUGACGUAGUAAAAAUCUCCACUUGAAAAUACGAGAAAAGAUGAAGGCCGCAUCCCCUUUCGUCCAGGUGAUCGCAAAAUCCUGGUGGAUAGGUGUCCUAGUCGGAGAACAUGCUUGGGCCUCCUCACGGCUGGUAAAAGUCAUCGCGCUGGCGCGACACGGAAACCGCACACCGAACGCGCAAGUUGUGGAAGUGUGCCCGAAAGCGAGUGAAGGAAUCUUUUAUGGCUUGAUAUGACGGAUCAACAGGAACAGUCGGGAAAAUACUGACAAUCCAACAACAAGCUAGACUAGCGGGUAGAAUUCGCCAGGGAAAUCCUAGGCAGAUAGCCGAGUAGACUCGUGCCAUCCUGACGCGUAAUAUACAGUACUAGCCGUAUGUGGCUAGUACGCAUGACAGUCCUGGCCGUCUGCUUGGCGUACUCCGUUCGGAUCUAAAACGCAAAAGAGUUCCGAACGGAGUACGCCAAGCAGUCGGCGGCCCUCUCGCGCGUUGGCAUGUCAGAAUGUGGUCAGGCAGGCCGGUUUCUCCGUGAACGCUAUAUGCAGGACGAGACAUCCUCUGAAGGGUCCUCGGAGACGAAAAUUCUUCCGGGUGGACCCUUUAUCGACACCGAGCGCUCAUUCUUUUUCUCCGAGCGCAUGGACCGCAACGUAGUUUCGCUGAUUUCCUUGACUCAAGGCCUUUAUCCUCUAGGGACAGGCGUGGACGGUUUCUCCGCUGCGAAUCCUAAUUACGUGCCUAUUCUGACGGCAGAGCCGUUUCGAGACACAACCAUGAACCUACCCAGAGAUGGACCCUGCAAACCUCGCUAUAUUAGGAAUACUGUUAGUAUUGGAGUAAGUACAAGUGCUGCUAGAUCAUGUGUAGAACUAGUAGAAUUACACAGGCUCACCGUAAUCCAUCUUCUGAAGCAUCUCCGAGACGUUUUCAAGGGGGAAAGGGUCUCAGGAUGGGCUUCGGGAUGGAUCAGGGUGACCUCUACUAACGCUAGAAGUACAGUGCUGUCUAGCCAGAAGCAGGCUCAUUCAUGGGAUGAGCAGGACUUUACGUCUUUCUCCUUCAUGGGGAUGAAGGUCUAGUGGAGACACUACUUUAAGAAUGAGAAAAAUUGAUUUUGAAAAAAGAUUUAUCAUUCUUUCACUGCGAAAAUAUUUUAUUAUACCUGUUAUCUGCUUGACUAUGAGCUUUCAUCUUACGUCGAGACAAGAAGGCAUACGCGAAAAAGUUGGGACGGAAGUUGGAGACGGAGGCGGACAGUCCUGAAAGGGACAUGCUGACCAAAUUUGGAGCAGUAUGCGGCUUCGAUUUUCUCAAGAUGCGACCCUCAGAAGGAGAGCAGAAAGAAGCUGGGGAUGAGGACAAAGCAGUACACAAGCCUACAGUUAAGUGUUGUAGCAUAUUGCUAUUGCUUCUUUCACAGGGUGGAAAAGCAUCCUUGACUCUUUUUUCAGUAAGUAGAAAAAAGUCAAGGAUGUUGUUGUUGAUAUUCUGAGGAACGCAUACGCAAUACCGCUAUACAACCACAACUUCUUCUAAUGCAGCAUGGGCGUUGAAGGCCGCAGCCGACAUGUUCAAUUUUGCGAAUAAUGAAGGAAUCAAUAUCACCGACUACUUCGAGGCUGCGAAUCAGCCCGUUUCGCUGUUUGAGCAGGUGAAAUCUCUGUCGACUGACUUCACGCGUGAAGAGCGAUUCGGCAAGCCUCAGCAACUGGUGUAUUGGCUAGGUGAUUUCUUUGCGCGCGUGCUUCGUCCUAACCUCUCUGCUCCGGAAAAAAGCAAACGAAGAGAAACUUUCAGGUACAUAAAAAUGAUAAUAGAAUAGGAACUUCUUGCUGUACUAGUACUAGCACGUGGUAGUUGUUCCCUUCGUUUCAGCUAGUUCGUUGUAGCGAGUCCGUUGUAGCAACCCCGGAUGCAGUUCACACUUGUGAUAGAUUUGAUCAAUACUUUUUCUUCCCGUCUGUACAGUCUUCCCGGUGUCUCCCUGAAGUCGAAGUUUCCUUGGUCGCUGACCCCCGAAGAGUUCUUUGACCACCAAAAGUUGCUCGUUUUUAUUAAGGCCUCCUCCCACGACAUUGCAUUCUACACGACUUGCAUCUUUGUCCACUCUUUCUACAGAGAAAAUACAGAAGUGCUGCAGUGAUGAAGAUGUUCUAAACCAGCAGUAAUCAAUGCGAUGCUGGAUCAAUGCAAAGGAACCUCUAAUUAUAUGAACCAUCGUGAGUUUUUGGUAGCUCUGUGCACAGUCUUGGGAAUCGAUUGGGGUGCUAAGAAAGCCCUGGCUCCAGGGGCGAUGCUCGUGCUCGAACUCCACGAAGACGAAGGCGAUUAUUUUGUCAAGUUUUUAUGUUGGCCUCACAAGUAAGUAGACACUAACAGCUACUUACACAAGAGGUACCAUGACCUGACAUGUAGACGCACUUUUUUGUUUUACACAAAGAACAAAUUGGUAUUUUCACAUCAUGCUGGUACAAGACCUUCCUUCUUUUUCGUAUGAACAGACCUCGCAAGAGCAAGAAAUAUAAUUAUUGAUUCUUGAAUCUUUUUCGUUGUCUUCCGCUCGCUCAGAAAUUUCGGCCUUGCUUCGCUCGGCCAGAAGUCUUUGGUCUAACUUACCUGGCCUGGUCGCCAUCGAAACCGGCUUUCGCGGAUAAAGCUGAGUACCACAAGGAGAAGCGUCCAGUCUCGGAGCUUUUCGCAAGCGGACCCGCGGGGGAUGCGCAUGAGGUCUUUCCUACAGCCUGUCGCGGAAGUAUUCCAGGACACUGGUGCAGACUGGAGAUAUGGCUUCACAUAUUUUUGACAUGACUUGUGUUUCUAGAACGUUUCUAGAUAUGAUCAUGUCGAUCUCGAUACCGCCACGUUUCUAGAUAUUAUAUCGAUCCGAUUUAAUUUAUAAACGUUUCUAGAUAUGAUCAUCAUCAUGUCGAUCUCGAUGCUCAUACGACUAAGUGAAGAUCGUCUACUAAAUAGCGUCCUCCUCUAAUAGCCGAAGUGUUUGCGGCCUAUGACGAGCUUGUGAAUUCCGUGGGAACCUGGCAGGAGGUGUGCCAUCUUGACCACCGCGAGCAGCGAUCAUCCUCAUUCUUUGGCCUCUUUGGGACACCUUCUAGUACUUUAGCCAGCUUGCCGAGUGUUGACGAACAAGAGCGCUUCAACACGUUGAAUCUCAUUGCCGAAGAUCCUUCUCCACUAGGAGGCAUUUAUUCAGGUUCAUAUCAUGGGAUGUACGACAACGGCGAUCAGCUGUUAAAAACCUCAAAAGAUCAUACUACCUACAAUAAUUUUGCUGUAACAGGAAACUGGGUAGUGCUUCUACUGCUGGCUGCUGUUGGUGCUGCGUCGAUUUUUUCGCGACUGGUCGACAGCGCUUGCCGCGUGAUGACGACCCUUCAGGCUCGCCGUGACGCGCUUGCACACUACAGCUUAAUGAACAACUGAGGACUAGAUCUAGAGUGCUACAUAUGAACGCUCUUUCAUUCGAAUACAUUGUGAAACAACUACAGUCAACCAGUCACAGUUGAAAAUCUUGGUUCACCAACACGAGCAAGAUGUCAUUGAAUCAUUGAGGGUUCACCAUCUUUCCUUGUCCUCGCAAGCGACUGUCAUCAACACAGUCACGAUCUUCAUGUCGACAGAAUUUCAACGCAAACAAGUAAUACUUCCUGUCUGCAAGUCGUCGUGUAAGAAAUCUGAAUGGUACAUGCCCUUGACGAGAAUCGGAACGAAUUUAGUGUUUGUAGAUGCAAGCUGCACGUAUAAUAGGCAGGACGACAACAAGAG
This is a messenger RNA of Amoebophrya sp. A25, 3985 nucleotides long. The record is from the annotation of a GenBank genome assembly. Lineage: Eukaryota; Dinophyceae; Syndiniales; Amoebophryaceae.